Exophiala mesophila is the source of this 1861-nucleotide messenger RNA. RefSeq lists its product as uncharacterized. The coding region runs from base 170 to 1861 and encodes 563 amino acids. The record is from RefSeq and is a predicted model, not a curated record. The transcript is spliced from 4 exons. NCBI's taxonomy places the organism in Eukaryota, Fungi, Ascomycota, Eurotiomycetes, Chaetothyriales, Herpotrichiellaceae.
CAAUUGCCUUGUCCUACGAUUGGUGCCACCAUGCCUGGCAUUCUUUCACACUGACUGCGCCUCCCUAUGUUACUGACAAUAGUCCGUCUUGACUUUUGUCCUUCUGAUGGUUUCUCACCAUCCCGAACUUUCAUGACUGGACCCUGUCUGUAUCCCUCGUUGAGCCAACAUGUCCAGAUCUCGCUCUCCUCAUCUAGAAAUUCCCAGGAAAAGCGUUGAGCUUGAAGACCCCGGUGCCCAUGAACUCUCCUCUGAUGGCGAGGAAUAUUUCUCAGACGCCUCGGAAGGCCGAAGAAGAUCGAGACCUGCAACACCAGCCUCUCCUAUCCCAAGAACCCGAAUAGAAAAGCUUGAUGAUGAACCCAGCUAUGGCGAGGUCCCAGGAACUCCAGCCUACGACAAAAGAGCUCAAGAUGCUGUACCCGAUGAGGUUGAAAUUGUCUCACCCCAUCACCUGAGCAAGCGGUCAUCCCAAUACCUUGAACCUCCUACCACCCCCGGUGGCAGUGUCAUUCCCCUCACUGUGGUGGAAAAGAUCGACCCCGAAGAGACCAGCUACGGUGAAGAGCCAGGUACCGCGGCAUACAUUCAAAGACAAAUGGAUGCUGCGCCAGAUGUUGUCUUGAAAAGCCCUCAGCCUGGAAAACGCCUGCUCUAUGGGGAUGGCAACGAUGCACACGUGCAUCACCGCUCAUCUUCCAACUUUUCCAUCCCAGAGACCAUCAUCACUCCAGUAGACGGUGCGCCCACUCAUGGGGAUGUCUUCGGCACGGCACCUCAUCAGAAAAGAGCGUUGGACGCCUCACCAGACAUUCGAGAGCCUCCAAUUGAACCAGCGACAUCUACAUCCACCUCAUCACCUAAACAUACAAGACGGAAAUCUUCAGUCCACAAUUCUCAUGAUACAAGUCAAGACAGACAAGACGAUGACGACGACAACGAUGGAAAUGACUUUGGCGACGAUUUUGAUGACUUUGAAGAAGGUGCACAAGCGGGGGCUGAUGAUGACUUUGGCGACUUCGGUCAAGAGUUCCAGAAACCUGAUACUGAAGCUGAAACUGCUGAUGAUGAUCUCCACAUCUCACCGCCUGUAUCUACUUCACACUCCAAUUCAAUACCGACUAAAACAUUUCCCCUGAUAGAUGUCGAGACUUUAUCCUCAGCUCCAGAUCUUCCCGCCGCCACCCAGACACACUUCGACGCCAUGUUUCCGUCGUCAACAACUCAUCAUUUGUCUUCUCUCUCACCUCCAGAACCAAUCCCUGAUUCUUCCCCAAUAUUUCCGUCAGACAGAUCACGUUCCCUAUGGAAACAACUCAUAACACCACCACCUCUGCAACCACCAAACUGGACUCAAUCUCGUAUUCGACGACUGUUCCUGGUCAGUCUAGGUGUCCCUGUUGACCUGGACGAAAUCCUUCCUCCUUCGAAACAGAAGAAGUUAGUCCUUCCUGACAUCAACCUCGAACCUUCUCGGAAGUCUGAGUCAGACAAAGCUUUGGGAUCUGUAGCCAGAUUGAAGGCUGAGGCUGCAAAUGAUUCAACAGGCUCUGUGGAUAGUACACAAUCCGCCACCAAGGACCGUGCCGGAAGAUCGAAGCGACCCAAGGGCCCCCCGGCACCUCCAGAUCUAGACCUUGUAGCAGUCAAAAGGUUAUGUGCCACAACCGAUGAGAAGCUAGAAGGUUUUACAGAGGAGGAACUACAAGCCCAUGUGAAGGAAUUGCAAGCGACUUCCGAAAAGACUUCGGACACACUUGAAUAUUGGCUCAAGAAGAGAGACGGCCUGCGAAAAGAGAAAGAGGCAUUUGAAGGAGUGAUUGAAAAUCUAGUCAGGCACGCGAGGAGAGUGAGAAAAUAA